Poeciliopsis prolifica (blackstripe livebearer) is the source of this 1668-nucleotide messenger RNA. RefSeq names its product ring finger and CHY zinc finger domain containing 1 (gene rchy1). Gene Ontology annotation, molecular function: zinc ion binding; ubiquitin protein ligase activity. The coding region runs from base 64 to 984 and encodes 306 amino acids. The transcript has 9 exons. Lineage: Eukaryota; Metazoa; Chordata; Actinopteri; Cyprinodontiformes; Poeciliidae. Gene Ontology annotation, biological process: protein ubiquitination; ubiquitin-dependent protein catabolic process. Gene Ontology annotation, cellular component: nucleus. The record is from RefSeq and is a predicted model, not a curated record.
AAGAAGAAAGGGGCUUGGGAAUAGAAAGCACGCGAAGAAGAGCCAGGCGUUGGAGUUGUAAACAUGGCUUCUUCCAUCGGCUGUCAGCAUUAUGUACGCAGUUGCCUCUUGAAAGCUCCAUGCUGUGGGAAACUCUACGUGUGUCGGCUCUGCCACGAUGCAGAGGAGAACCACCAGAUGGACCGCUUCAAAGUCCGGGAGGUUCUGUGUUCGGAGUGUGAAACCCUGCAGAAGGCUCAGAAGAACUGUCAGCAGUGUCAUGUGCAGUUUGGGGAGUAUUACUGUGAUAUCUGUCACCUCUUUGACAAGGACAAGAAGCAGUACCACUGUCAGCCUUGUGGGAUAUGCAGGAUUGGGCCCAAAGAGAAAUACUUUCACUGUCAGAAGUGCAAUUUGUGCUUAGCCCAGGACCUGCAAGGAAAUCACAAGUGUGUCGAGAACGUAUCAAGGCAGAACUGCCCAGUGUGUAUGGAGGAUAUUCACACAUCCCGGAUUGGUGCUCACGUUCUUCCUUGCGGCCAUCUUUUACACAAGACCUGCUUUGAUGCCAUGCUCAGUAAACGCACGUACCGCUGUCCUCUCUGCAUGCAUUCCGCCUUGAACAUGGACGAACACUGGGAAAUGAUGGACAAAGAGAUCGCUCAGACACCAAUGCCCGCUGAGUACAAGGAUGCCAGAGUCAAAGUUAUUUGUAACGACUGCCAGGCCCACUGCACCGUGCCUUUCCAUGUGUUGGGGAUGAAAUGCGCUGAAUGUGGCUCCUACAACACAGCGCAGGAUGGAGGACUCAUGCAGCAGCAGCAUCAGGAGCCGCAGCAGCAGCAGCAAGAGGAGCCGCAGCAGCAGCAGCAGCAAGAGGAGCAGCAGCAGCAUCCGGAGCCGCAGCAGCAGCAAGAGGAGCAGCAGCAGCAGCAGCAGCAUCCGGAGCCGCAGCCCUCAGACCUGCACACAGAGAACGAGCCGGAGCCGCAGAUGCCACAUUAAAACCCAGGAGUCAGUGACUUUCCCACAUUUGACAUUUGAUCAAUGAACUUUAUAUUAAUAUAAAAACAAGUGAACCCAUUCAUUUCCCUCAACAAGAAAGGUGAAGGAGGAGUUGUGGAAUCUCUCAUUGACACUGACAGACGGUUUGCAGUCACAGACCUGAAUGCUUUUAAACUGUAGUAAACUGGGGCUUAACACAGCUGCCUGAAAACAGUUGAUUUUGUGCCAUAUCCCCUGGUUAAAAAUUAAAAAAAAACAGACCUGUAAUUUGUAUAGUGCAUGUCAUGUGAAAUUUUUCAGAAGAUCUGGAGUUUUGGAAAAUGCCUAAUAAAAACAGAAAUGGGUAUGCAGCACGUUGUUGCUUUAUCAUAGGGGCUCAUUAAAAAUAUAUUUGCUGUUUUCAUCUUUUUGUUCUUGCAGGCAUUAUUAAAAAGCUUGGCUUAAAGCGUCGUUAAUUCUGUCUAAAAAUGCAUUUUUAUGAAGAUAAAACUCAUCUUUGAAAAAAAAAGUAAUCUCGACAAGUAGCUUCAUUUUGUUAUUGUCUUUUAGUGGGUUGUAUGAAGUACACAUGAGAAGUCAUUAUCUUACCAGGAAACAGUGAUCAGGUCACUGUGUUUACCAAAACACUCAGUCGGUGUGUGACUGUCAUAGUGCGAUGAUCUUGAAUAAAAUUGUUAGACUUUU